CAACCACAACAACAAAAUCUUCCUCAGUCCGCACACCUGAAUCAAGCGGUUCACGUCGAUAAAGUACUUUUCUACCAUGAUCGCGGUACGAUCAUUCUCGCUGGUACUGUUUCUAGCCGUCCUCAGCGGUACCCUAGCCAAAUUUCGGGUCGUACGCGAAUGGAACUACGUUAAUUUCACAUGGCCUGACUCGGAAACCUACCAAAACGCCUUCUUGCAACAAGGAUAUAUUCCGGAGAAUAAUAUUUUGGCUGGAAUCAAGUACUUUGAAGGAUUUUACUAUGUAACUCAUCCUAGAAUGAGGAACGGGGUUCCUGCAACUUUGUCACGUAUUCCUGCAGGGAACACUAACGAUACUUCACCCUUAUUCACCCCCUACCCUUCCUGGGAGAUGAACAACUUGCAUGACUGUGAUUCAUUGCAAAAUGUCCAGAAUAUCGAGAUUGAUCCAAAGGGUCAAAUUUGGAUUAUAGAUGGGGGUAGGACAGAGACCCUAGGAAGGAGUCCGGUGGUUAAAUGUAAACCAAAAUUGGUUGUGUACGAUAUUAAGGAGAUGAAGACUGUUUUCACUUAUACUUUUCCGGAAAAUGUAGCCAGUUUUAAUGGUAGUUUCUUGUAUGACAUUGUGGUGGAUGAUACGGAUGGUGGGUUUGCGUAUAUCACUGAUAAUGGAGGCAGAGAUCCAGGCAUCAUCGUUUAUUCGGUCAAGCAGAACCGCUCCUGGAAGAUCCGCCAUUCCCAAUCCAUGCACGCCGACCCCAACGCAGUCUUCUUCAAAGUCAACGGCGUAGGAAUCAACGCACCCCUCAACCUCGCCAGCAUAGCCCUGGGCCCCAAACUAAGCACAAACGGAGACAGAGUCGUCAUCAAUGAAGACCGAGAAGUGUUCUACACUCCCAUUUCAUCUCUGCACAUUUAUUCCAUCAACACCAGUGUUCUCAAGAACGACCAUUUUGCUAUGGACGAUGGAGAGUACCAGGGACAGGUAACAGAUCAUGGAUUGAAAGCAUCCCAAACUGUCGGUAUGGUAAUGGAUAAUGAAGGGGUUUUGUACUAUAGUUUACUAGGUAGUAAUAGUAUAGCUAGGUGGGAUAUUCACACACCUUUCCAGACAGGACAGAAGAUUAUAGCUAAAGAUGAAAGGUACCUGGAAUGGCCUAAUUCCUUUGCUCUGGAUAAAGAAGGAAACCUUACUAUACUAGUCAACAGACUUGAGAGAUUCAUUUAUGAUAAACUUGAUUUAAAAGAACCAAACUUCAGAUUGAUUGCAUCAAACGUCGGAGGAAUGAACUACCUCUAUGACGAUUCAUAUUCAUACAACAACCAGGCAGAAUCAAGCAGCACGAGUAGUACGACAGAAUCUGAAGAACUGAAACCUAUCAACACAGGUUUAGAUCAAGACCCUUACUUAUCUCCUCAACCUGAACCUGAACCAAGUGCAAAUUCUGAAGAGGAACAUUCUUCUGAACCUUCACCAGAACCCGAACCAUCGGCAGAGCCUGAGCCUUCACCUGAACCAUCAGGUUCUGAAGCGUCAUCGUCAACUGCUCACUCCACUACAGUUUCAGAAAAUGGUUCUACUAGACCUCUGACUGCUUCUUCAGCUGAUAGAACGACAAGCGGUGUGAUCUUUGGUGUUGUUGCUACAAUAACGAUAUUUUAUGGACUUUAAAAGAGAGAGACUGUGUUGUGAUAAGGUAGUGACGUUUCUUUUGUUGUAGAAAGUAUUUGUAAAUAUGAAAUAUUCCUUUAAGUUUAAUGUAGUGAACUAGUUGUAACUCUUAUUAAUACCGUACGUAUCUUAUGUCCUGUUUAAUGUUUCUGACUACAAAAACAUCUCAAAUUUUGGGCGGAAAUAAUAGAUGAUAGUUUUACCAAAAAAUUCAACACUUGCUCUAGUCAUUUAUGUUUUUAAAUGCAGAAUUGUUUAUCCGUCCGCUCUUUUAUAAAUAUAUACAUAUUUCUAUUAACCAUAAUUUUAAACAAAAUUGUAUAUUUUAAGCCUGUUGUACUUAUUAAAUAAUA
This is a messenger RNA of Sitophilus oryzae (rice weevil), 2025 nucleotides long. RefSeq names its product protein yellow-like (gene Y-1). Gene Ontology annotation, cellular component: extracellular region. The record is from RefSeq and is a predicted model, not a curated record. Bases 77 to 1672 code for a protein of 531 amino acids. The transcript is spliced from 2 exons. NCBI's taxonomy places the organism in Eukaryota, Metazoa, Arthropoda, Insecta, Coleoptera, Curculionidae.